AGUGGCGGUGCACGUUCAGGUCGGAUCCCGCAUAUCGGAUGCACGUCGACCACUGAUGGAUGCCCUUGGUUCGCCUACUUUUGACUCAAAGAUCACCUCACAGCUUACCCUGACAUGAUAAGCCGCUGGUGGUCUGCUUAAAUGCGCAAAACAACUGUUUGUUAUCGCGUUCACAUAGCAACGCCCCUGAGCCAGGCAGCGCCUACGGCUGCGUGAGCAGCGCAGGCUAGCUUACACGUAGCGGUGAGCAGUUUCGCAGGUGAUCGUCGCCGGUCGGUUGGGUCCCGGGCCAAAAGUAUUGGAGCUACGCGAGACGCAUCUGACGGGGUAACCUGAUGGACCGGUGGGCCGGAAGGGUGGCGCUGGUCACCGGUGCCAGCGUCGGUAUCGGUGCCGCCAUCUGUAGGGAGCUCGUCAAACAUGGUAUGAUCGUCAUCGGCUGCGCAAGAAACGACAAACAAAUCGAGGCGCUGUCCGUGGAGCUGGCCGGCCAGGCCGGCUCCCUGGUGGCCUUCCACUGCGACCUGAACGACUCGGACCAGAUCGAGACGCUGUUCGCCACCGUCCGCGAACAGUUCGGCGGCAUCGACGUGUGCGUCAACAACGCCGGCCUCUACUUCACCGGCUCGCUGCUCAACGGAGACGUGGAAAAGUGGCGCACCAUCCUCAACGUCAACGUGCUGGCCGUGGCGCACUGCGCCCAGCUGGCCAUCCGCAGCAUGCGCGACCGUAACGUCGACGAGGGACAGGUGAUCAACAUAUGCAGUCUCUCCGGUCACCGGGUGCCCCCGAACCCGGACGUGCACUUUUACGCGGCCUCCAAGUACGCGAUGACGGCGCUGACCGAAGGACUGCGUCAGGAGCUCGCCGCCGAGCCGCCCACCAAAAUCCGCGUGGCCCAAAUAUCCCCGGGUCUGGUGCAGACCGAGAUAGCGGCCCGGGCACACAACGAGCCGGGUCGAGUCAUGGAGCUGGGCGUCGAGGCGAAGAACAUCGCCGACGCCGUGCUGUACAUCCUGUCGACCCCACCUGAGCUCCAGGUCCACGACAUUCUCCUACGACCGACAGCGCAGCGGACCUAACUUCAGAGGCUGCUAGAGACCGGAUCGGGUUCGCGCAGCUGCCUGGACGGCACAGUGUUGUAACGGUGCCUAGCUCCUGAUGUCAACUGCCAUCCCGUCUCCGCCGACCGCGACUGUUCCGUUCCUGCCACAGCCGGAACAGCUUAUGCGCUGUGGCGCCGUUGAACGCGAUUUAAAUACAUGUGCAGACCUCGACAGACCUGAGACCUUCUUCAGUCAUAUAUUGCCAGGUAUGAGUGGUGAAAUGCAUGUGGCUCAGGCCAUCGCCCCUAUCGAGCGACAGCAUUCAGCAUUCACACUAAUAACACCAAAUAUAAACACUAGCAUUC
This is a messenger RNA of Amphibalanus amphitrite, 1411 nucleotides long. RefSeq names its product dehydrogenase/reductase SDR family member 11-like. Bases 336 to 1082 code for a protein of 248 amino acids. The record is from RefSeq and is a predicted model, not a curated record. NCBI's taxonomy places the organism in Eukaryota, Metazoa, Arthropoda, Thecostraca, Balanomorpha, Balanidae. The transcript is spliced from 6 exons. Gene Ontology annotation, molecular function: oxidoreductase activity.